Messenger RNA from Thermothielavioides terrestris NRRL 8126, 1046 nucleotides. RefSeq lists its product as uncharacterized. The transcript is spliced from 3 exons. NCBI's taxonomy places the organism in Eukaryota, Fungi, Ascomycota, Sordariomycetes, Sordariales, Chaetomiaceae. The coding region runs from base 264 to 746 and encodes 160 amino acids. The record is from RefSeq and is a predicted model, not a curated record.
GUCGACGUGUGAUGGCGGCAAAUCAUAUCCUUCCGGCUGGCACACCUCAUGGUUCUCCCGCACUCCAGCGCUCAGAACUCUCAGCCCAACGGUCUCCCUGUCAUUGUCGACAGCAAGUGACGUGUCUACCCCUCAAAACAGAUUCCCUUGGGCUGAUGCGUUGUUCUUUUCAACGCGCUGUUUCUCGACGGCUUUGAUCAACUACCUUAUAUUUCAACACACCCUCCCUCAAGAUCGGCAUUGCCAGUUUCCUGAUACCAACCAUGGAUCCGGAUCCUUUUGCUGGUCGUCCCGCGCGCUACCGUCCGCGCCGCCAGCGGACCGUCGACCCCAUCUUCAACCCGUGGACUCUCGACCCCAACGACCCCCCUCCGGCCAAGGCGACUAACAAGCCCGCCGACCAGAAGGCGGACGGCCCCUCCGGCUCGCAGCCCCAGGAUCAGGCCCAGGCUCAGGCCAAGCCCGCGGCCGAGGCCAAGCCUAUCGGCACCCUCUCCGCCGCCAAGAUGGGCGCCUGUACCGAGGACGUCCGCGGCUUGGUCGUCCGCGUCGGCCCGUGGGACCGUCAGAAGGAGAAAGAGAAGCAGCGCGCCGAGCUGCUCAAGAUCCAGGCUGAGCUCCGCGAGAACAACAUCAGCGUGAGGGACUUUGCUGUUGAGGCUGCGGAGAAGGCUGCCAAGGAGAAGAAGCUGAAGCAGCCCUCGAAGGAGCAGAAGGGAAACGACGACGAGAAGAAGGACGAUUGAGCUCGCGAGGGCCAUUGAUCGCCGCAGACGGGGGAUUCAAUGCAGUCAGUUUUUACACAAAUCAGAGUGCGGUAUAGCGCAUAGGUUCGGGCUUCAACACCCGGUACAUCACCGUUCGCAGGUCUUGGGAAUGGUAGCCAGAUAGCCAGAUACCUGGCUGGUAUUGAGUGUAUCGGCUCGGUAGAUACCUUGGGCUCAAUAACACCUUCAUCCCUUAAAUAGUCCCGCUGCGUUGCCCUUGAGCUCGUCAUGACCCAGUAAAUCCCCAGGUUGAUGACCCUCCCACAAUUCCACGCUUGC